Messenger RNA from Myripristis murdjan (pinecone soldierfish), 2415 nucleotides. RefSeq names its product gap junction beta-1 protein-like. The record is from RefSeq and is a predicted model, not a curated record. Lineage: Eukaryota; Metazoa; Chordata; Actinopteri; Holocentriformes; Holocentridae. Gene Ontology annotation, biological process: cell-cell signaling. Bases 220 to 1047 code for a protein of 275 amino acids. Gene Ontology annotation, molecular function: gap junction channel activity. Gene Ontology annotation, cellular component: connexin complex. The transcript is spliced from 3 exons.
AUUAGCAUUUUCCAAACGCAUGGUGUUCUCAAUCCAGCCUUUUGGUUUGCUAAAAAACACAAUAUUUUAAUUCAUUUCCACCCAUUUUGUACACAUUUUUGUGUACCACCACAACCGAAGCUUGAUGUUCAGGCCACACCUGAAGAUGGUCAUCUUUGGACCUGGUGCUGCUUAUGCCGCUUACACCGCCGGCUGAGCCUUCAUGACCUGGAAUCGAAAAUGAACUGGGGGACCUUUUAUGCCGUGAUCAGCGGCGUAAACAGGCAUUCUACUGGCAUCGGACGCAUUUGGCUCUCUGUCAUCUUCAUCUUCCGUAUCCUCGUCCUGGUGGUGGCUGCUGAGAGUGUCUGGGGAGAUGAGAAGUCCGGCUUCACCUGCAACACCCAGCAGCCUGGAUGCAACAGUGUGUGCUAUGACCAGUUCUUCCCCAUCUCUCACAUCCGCCUGUGGGCGUUACAGCUCAUCCUAGUUUCCACCCCUGCGCUGCUGGUGGCCAUGCAUGUGGCCCACCGACGUCACAUUGACAAGAAGAUCCUGAAGAGGACGGGCCGCAGCAGCCCUAAAGAGCUGGAACACAUCAAGAACCAGAAGUUCCAGAUCACUGGAGCUCUGUGGUGGACAUAUAUGAUCAGUAUCCUGUUCAGAAUAAUAUUCGAGGUGGCUUUUCUCUACAUCUUCUACUUGAUCUAUCCUGACUUUAAGAUGGUGCGUUUGGUGAAGUGUGACUCAUACCCUUGCCCCAACACAGUGGACUGUUUUGUCUCCAGACCCACAGAGAAGACCAUAUUCACUGUGUUCAUGCUGGCAGUAUCUGGGGUGUGUGUACUACUCAACUUGGCUGAGGUGAUAUACCUCAUAGGCAGGGCCUGCAUACGGUGCUUACAUGGCUCUGAAGAAGAGUCCAAAGUGGCUUGGAUAAGUCAAAAAUUGUCCUCGUAUAAGCAAAAUGAAAUCAAUCAGCUGAUAGCAGACCAUUCUCUCAAGUCUAAGUUCACAGUGACUAAAAAGAGCCCGGUUGACAGGGGUGAGAGGUGUUCGGCUUUCUAAAGACACUACCCUUCCUUCUCCAGUGAAACUAAUCAACAAUAAUGUCCAUGGAGCAUGCUGUCAUAGUGCAUUAAUGUUACAUAUACUGUAUAUUGGCUCAUUUUCAUUAUACUCAUUUAGACUCUUCAUAUGCGUGUUGUAUCAUUCAGUCAGCUGUUUGUUGAUUCAUCCAUUUUUACAUUUAUUCUACUGACACAGGCAUUAGUUGCUGUUGGAACUUGUCUAAAUGAUUUGGAGCCCGUAGUGUAGGUUAAAGAAAGAAAGACUCCUGCACAAACUGAAAUGCUGGAUAGGAAGGUUAACUUUCAUUUUGAUCAAAAACAUUGCCAGUAUGUCUCAUUAUCUAAUUCUAAUCUGAGUCAAAGGUGGUGCUAAGCAAAAGAGAAAGAAGUACUUAUUUGAGUAAAUAUCUUUCCGAAAUAGUCCUGUAAGACUACAAUAGCAACCUUUUUUCCUUUUUCUUUCUUGGUGGACAGUGUAACUCUUAUGUAACUUUAUUAACAUGCUGCUGCUGAAAUAUAGCAAUUCAUUCUAAUGGGAAACAAAAGAAAACUAGUAAAAUGUUAUCCCAACAAGGACAACUUAACCUAGAUAUUAUAGUGUUACAAAUAAACGGAAAUUAAAUAUAAGCAAAACUAUCUCUCAGACAUUUUUGUUACCACUGAACACUUAGCAACAUAAAAUACAAUACCCAAAACAGUGUGACUUCAGCUGGAAAUGUUGGUGAACCUUGUGCAAACGUAUUCUGGAUUCUUUCCAGGUCUAAUUCAACUAACAAAAAUGGCAGUAUUGUUGGAGAUGCCACAUGAUGUUCCUCCACUGAAUAGGCAAAAUUAGAAGAAUUCAUUCAUUCCUACUCCCUUUUGUCUGCUGGGUCACUCUCAGCAUUUUGCAGAUCCCAGCCUCAAGUACUGUACAUAUUUCAUCCUCGAGCAAAAAAAAAAAAGUUUUUGUAUUUCUUUGACUUCAUUUGUAAAAGUAUUAACUCCCCUGCCGUGUCUGUUUGAGGUUAUCUUCAUGUUGGUUCUGAGAAAUGUUUGAGGUACUUUUUAGUAGAGACCCAUCACUGUCAGAAAGCUAACUUUUAUACCUGCCUCCGUAUAUAUUACAGUGCAUAUUCCAUAUAUGUGUAGCUCUGUGCUGACUAGAUGUAAUGUCACAUAGGGUGGCGUCUUUAACACAGUUGUUCUGAAAUUAACUUGUAUUUCAUUUCAUUUUUAGAACAUAUAUAUAUAAAAACUGUUAUGUAAAAAAUGUGCAUAUAUCAGAUUAUAUCAGGUAAACAAUCCACUUAAAAUGUAAAAAUGGGUUACAACUGUAUAUAUGUACAUUAUUUAAUAAUAAGAAAUAAACUUGCAGUUAAUUUGA